Apodemus sylvaticus (European woodmouse) is the source of this 2666-nucleotide messenger RNA. RefSeq names its product G protein-coupled receptor 85 (gene Gpr85). Bases 885 to 1997 code for a protein of 370 amino acids. The record is from RefSeq and is a predicted model, not a curated record. Gene Ontology annotation, molecular function: G protein-coupled receptor activity. Gene Ontology annotation, cellular component: plasma membrane. NCBI's taxonomy places the organism in Eukaryota, Metazoa, Chordata, Mammalia, Rodentia, Muridae. Gene Ontology annotation, biological process: G protein-coupled receptor signaling pathway. The transcript is spliced from 2 exons.
CCUUCUUCCCUCACUGGCAAGAUUUUUGACUGUGCUUAAUUUUUUUUCUUUCCUUUUUUUUUUUUCAUUCUUUCUUUUUCUCUCCCCAGCUUACGUGCCAAAUCAAAGAUCAUCAGCAGGGAAAAAUCAUUUGAGAAGAAUUCUACAAGGCGCAUCCAAUGCUUAGCAGGACCACCCUGACAGAGAAAGGAAGACGAUGUUUCGGGAAGGCGAGGGUUCGGGGCAGCUGGGGCGGAGGCGGCCGUCCGCGGCACGGUGGCUUCCUGCGCUGCCCUAGGGGAAGAGGAUGGGCCUGAGGUCCGGGAAGAGCCUUCCCGAGCCCCCCACUGCCAAUGCAGGCAGGGAAAAGUUCCGAAGCUGCCUCGAGGGAACAACAGCCUGAUUUGGGGCCGGCUGAACUGGACAGGACAUUGAAGCAAGCCAGCCUGCUCCGGAGCCGAGCAGAGGGGCUCCUGCUGGCUCGGCGGAGGCCGGAGCAAUCCUCGCCGCCGCCCUCGCCGCCACCGCGCCGCCGCCGCCGCCGCGGCCCCUGCGUUACUGGGGGAGACGGUGCCGCUGCGACAGGGGAGGACGCGGCUGGAGCUGAAGGAGGCUCCAACGCGCAGGCGCCGCCGAGCCCUGCCUGGAUGCUCAGUCAAGGCACUCAGGAAAAAAAAAAUCAGCAAUUUAUAGAAAGAAGAAGCUAUAGUCUGUCGGGAUAUCCAACACCAACAGAUAGUCUGAUGGCAAAUCAAACGGAAGGAAGAAGGCAGCAUGGCCACAGAUUGGAUCUGAUCUCUUUGUGGAUUACACUUUCAGUAAAAUGUAUGGAUCUAUCUUUUCCUUGUUCUUAUAUCUAGAUCAUGAGACUUGACUGAGGCGGUUCCCUUAUCCUCCAUCCAUCUAUGGCGAACUAUAGCCAUGCAGCUGACAACAUUUUGCAAAAUCUCUCGCCUCUAACAGCCUUUCUGAAACUGACUUCCCUGGGUUUCAUAAUAGGAGUCAGCGUGGUGGGCAACCUUCUGAUCUCCAUUUUGCUAGUGAAAGAUAAGACCUUGCAUAGAGCUCCUUACUACUUCCUGCUGGAUCUGUGCUGCUCAGACAUCCUCAGAUCUGCAAUUUGUUUUCCGUUUGUAUUCAACUCUGUCAAAAAUGGCUCUACCUGGACUUACGGGACUCUGACUUGCAAAGUGAUUGCCUUUCUGGGGGUUUUGUCCUGUUUCCACACUGCCUUCAUGCUCUUCUGCGUCAGUGUCACCAGAUACUUAGCCAUCGCCCAUCACCGCUUCUACACAAAGAGACUGACCUUUUGGACGUGCUUGGCUGUGAUCUGCAUGGUGUGGACUCUGUCUGUGGCCAUGGCAUUCCCCCCAGUUUUAGAUGUAGGCACCUACUCAUUCAUUAGGGAGGAGGAUCAGUGCACCUUCCAACACCGCUCCUUCAGGGCUAACGAUUCCCUAGGAUUUAUGCUGCUCCUCGCUCUAAUCCUCCUAGCCACACAGCUUGUCUACCUCAAGCUGAUAUUUUUUGUCCACGAUCGAAGGAAAAUGAAGCCAGUCCAGUUUGUAGCAGCAGUGAGUCAGAACUGGACCUUUCAUGGCCCUGGAGCUAGUGGCCAGGCAGCUGCCAAUUGGCUAGCAGGAUUUGGAAGGGGUCCCACACCACCCACCUUGCUGGGCAUCAGGCAAAACGCGAAUACCACAGGCAGAAGACGGCUAUUGGUCUUGGAUGAGUUCAAAAUGGAGAAAAGAAUCAGCAGAAUGUUCUAUAUAAUGACUUUCCUCUUCCUAACCUUGUGGGGUCCCUACCUGGUGGCCUGCUAUUGGAGAGUUUUUGCAAGAGGGCCUGUAGUACCAGGGGGAUUUCUAACCGCCGCUGUCUGGAUGAGUUUCGCUCAAGCAGGAAUCAAUCCCUUUGUCUGCAUUUUCUCCAACAGGGAGCUGAGGCGCUGUUUCAGCACAACCCUUCUUUACUGCAGAAAAUCCAGGUUACCAAGGGAACCUUACUGUGUUAUAUGAGGGAGCAUCUGUAAAUCUUUAGCCUUGUGAAACACUAACCCUCUCUGCUAAGCAAUUGUGGCCUGUUAGCCAUGUCUUGAGAAGAAAAUCAAGGAUGGGAUCAGCAGUGACCAGGAUUUGGGCAACAUUCUGCAGUCUUUGCAAUAGUUCACCUAUAAUCCUAUUUGAAAUCUCAGAGUGAUCCUGCUGGCUGCUGGCGAAGGUUUGUAAUUAGGAAAGGACAGAACCACUGCCCUAACUUUCUUUCUGUGGGUGAACACUAGAUAAUGGAAGUAGCAGGUGCUAAGUAUCAGUGCUAAAUGCUGUGUAUAUCAUUACAUAUGAAAAAAACUUAAAAAAAUUAGCAUUGGACAUUUUAAUAAAUUAAGUUGACAUGAGGUAAAUGUGUUGAUAAAAGCUAAUUUUAGAAGUUUGAAGACUUUAAAACAUUUCAUACUAUUUUUUGUUUGUUUUGCAAAGACUACACUACUGGGGGACUUAACAGUACUGUAAUUCUUAAAAGAUGUGCCAUGAAUUAUUGGGGAACAACACUUUAAACACGCCUUGUAAGUUUGGGGGAGCAUUCCAAAGCAGUAUAUUGGUUCCAAUUAGAGUUUACCUUUUUUGUACUGAUAUAUUGCUAUUUCUAAAUGCCGCUUUCCUUCCCUACCAGUGAAAUUGCUAGCAUUG